Molecule: messenger RNA, 825 nt
Organism: Chenopodium quinoa (quinoa)
Lineage: Eukaryota; Viridiplantae; Streptophyta; Magnoliopsida; Caryophyllales; Amaranthaceae
Product: transcription factor NAI1-like
Exons: 5
Coding region: 1-825 (274 amino acids)
Molecular function (GO): protein dimerization activity
Source: RefSeq, a predicted model, not a curated record
AUGCUCAAAUUCAUGGAAAUGUCUUCCGGAGAAUGGUUAUCUGAUCUUGAGAACGAAGAUCCAACAUCAAUAAUGCAUCAUUGUCAAAUGAUGAUGAGCUCCGAUGUAUUUGAAUUCGAAGAUAUUUUUCAAGCACCAGAUUUGAUCUUGGACACCAAAAUAAAGAGUAACAAUUUCGAGCCUGUUAUGGAGGCGACGAAUAAGAUCACACCGAGUAUUGAUUGUGAUUGGAGUUCAUCUGGGAAGCUCAUAUGUUUUGGGAGCUCGGACUUUGAAACAAAGCCUGAACUUAGUAAUGGUAAUAACAAGAGGGUUAUGUUGACUUCUAAUGAGCAUGUAGUUGCGGAGAGGAGGCGAAGGGAGAAAAUGACUCAAGGGUUUAUUGCUCUCUCUGCCCUAAUUCCUGGUCUCAAGAAGUUACACAUUCAUAUACUAAUUAAAACAGACAAAGCAUCAAUCCUGGGUGAAACAGUUGAGUACCUAAAACAACUUGAAGAUCGAGCCAAAGUUUUGGAAGAACAGACUUCGAAGAGAACAAUGGAGUCUGUUUGUCUUGUUAACAAGAUACAAACGCAAACUUUUGAUGAUGCUGCUAAUUCUUUUUCAUAUUCCAACAAAAUUAUGAGUCCUGAUGAUAACUUGGAAAUUGAGGCCAAGGUUGUAAACAACAAUAUCUUCAUUAGGGUUCACUCUCUUAAGAAUCAUGGCCUCAUUCACCAUAUACUUGAGGAAAUUGGAAAGCUUAAUUUAACCACUUUAAAUUGCCAAACCAUGCCAUUUGGAAGCUAUGCCAUUAAUAUCACAAUUCUUGCUAAGCUGAAGUGA